Fragaria vesca subsp. vesca is the source of this 1590-nucleotide messenger RNA. Its product is annotated as aspartate carbamoyltransferase 2, chloroplastic-like. The transcript has 6 exons. NCBI's taxonomy places the organism in Eukaryota, Viridiplantae, Streptophyta, Magnoliopsida, Rosales, Rosaceae. Gene Ontology annotation, molecular function: aspartate carbamoyltransferase activity; amino acid binding. The record is from RefSeq and is a predicted model, not a curated record. Gene Ontology annotation, biological process: amino acid metabolic process; 'de novo' pyrimidine nucleobase biosynthetic process. Bases 1 to 1332 code for a protein of 443 amino acids.
AUGGCUGCUUCGUCAUCAUUGUUUUCAUUUUCAUCUCAAGGAAUUAUAUCAUUUCACAAAACAACGACGUGCUAUAGAGACUUCAGGAGCAGUUAUCGAGAUGUUACCUGUAAAGAAUCUGGUUACUUCGACUCCACGUGCCUUACACAGUCAAGGUUGUUACCCAAUGAGGCAUUAUCAAAAUGUGAACAGGCUGCAAAAUUCGCACAGAAGAAUGACAUUCUGUACCAUGCAUUGAAAGUUGAAAAUUUAUAUGCCUUUUCGACAGGGAAGAAGUUUCAACUGGAUGAUGUGAUUGAAGCUCAACAGUUUGAUAGAGAUAUUCUCAAUGCUAUUUUUGGAGUUGCACGUGGUAUGGAGUAUAUUGAGAAGAAUUCACAGGGAAGCCAAAUUCUUAAGGGUUAUCUUAUGGCUACUCUCUUUUAUGAACCCUCCACUAGAACUAGACUUUCAUUCGAGUCAGCCAUGAAACGGUUGGGUGGCGAAGUUUUGACUACUGAAAAUGCUAGGGAGUUUUCUUCAGCAGCUAAAGGAGAAACUCUUGAAGAUUCUAUAAGAACUGUUGAAGGUUACUCGGAUAUAAUUGUAAUGCGUCACUUUGAAAGUGGUGCAGCGAAAAGAGCUGCAGUAACUGCUGGCAUUCCUAUAAUUAAUGCAGGAGAUGGUGCUGGACAACAUGCAACACAGGCUCUUUUAGAUGUGUUCACUAUUGAAAGAGAGAUAGGAAAGCUGGAUGGAAUUAAAGUUGCACUUGUUGGUGAUCUUGCUAAUGGAAGGACAGUGCGUUCAUUGGCAUACUUGCUUGCAAAGUAUAAUGAUGUGAAGAUCUAUUUCGUAUCUCCUGGUGUGGUUAAAAUGAAGAAUGAUAUAAAAGAUUAUUUGACAUCAAAGAAUGUUGAGUGGGAAGAAAGUGCUGAUUUGAUGGAAGUUGCUUCCGAGUGUGAUGUUCUUUAUCAAACUCGUGUUCAGCGUGAACGGUUUGGAGAAAGGAUCGACCUCUAUGAAGCCACUCGAGGCAAGUACACUGUGGACCGUCAUGUUUUAGAUGUGAUGCAGAAGCAUGCUGUGGUCAUGCACCCUCUGCCUAGACUUGAUGAGAUUACUUUGGAUGUCGAUGGGGAUCCAAGAGCAGCCUAUUUCCGACAAACAAAGAACAGCCUAUACAUUAGGAUGGCGCUUUUGCAACUCUUACUAUGUACAUUAUGCAUGUUCUGUUCAAUAACAAGGUACGUCCAUAUCUUUGAUUCUUCACUUGUCUAUCAGGUACAUAAUGCAUGUUCUGUUCAAUUACAAGGUACGUCCAUAUCUCUUUGUUUGAAUCUAGGUUAUUAGACUAUGUCUAACUCAGUUAGCAAACACGUAACAACAUUUUCUAUGAAUAAUACCCGGCAAAGUAGAACAACUGAACAAGUACAGAAUGCCUGGCGUUGUGCUCUGAAAAUGAAUUGAAAACGAACACAGCCUAAAAUCUUUCCAACUACAGAACGUAAAAAGAUGAAGAGAGAGCUAUAUUUUGAACAAAUAUAUUACUCAACAUUAAGAGUUGCAAACAUUUGCGAGUCCAUUUUUCAAUUGUUCCAACACCCUAUA